This is a messenger RNA of Paramuricea clavata, 669 nucleotides long. Lineage: Eukaryota; Metazoa; Cnidaria; Anthozoa; Malacalcyonacea; Plexauridae. The record is from the annotation of a GenBank genome assembly.
AUGCCAGUUACAAGACAAACGACAAAUCAACCGGAUGAAUUUCGAGCAGACAUGAAGGAAGCUAUACAAAGUGAGUUGCACCAAUUCUUUAAAUCAUCUGACUUUAAGACGAUCCUAUCUGAAGCAGUAAAUACACUCAUCGAACAAUCCGUUCAACAAGCUACAUUUCCUCUUAUAAAGCGAAUCGAAGCGCUGGAAACAGAGUUAACAAAGGUCACAAUAAAAGCGAAUGAAAAUGAGCAAUACUCCAGAAAAUAUAACUUAAGAAUUAUAGGGUUGGUCGAAACCGAUGGUGAAGAUUGCGUUCAAAAGGUAGUUCAGUUUGUAGAUGAAAAGUUGCAUCUCAAUAUCGUUAAAGAAGAAAUUGACCGUGCACAUCGCCUUGGCCCAAAGAUCUCAACUCGGUCAAGACCGCUAAUUGUAAAAUUCAAAUCAUAUGGUACAAAGGCUGCAAUUUGUAAACGACGAAAAGAUCUGAAAGGCACACAGUUUUAUAUAAAUGAAGACCUGACCAAGUACAACGUUAAUCUGUUCAAAUACGCUCGCGAACAUAAUACUCAUAUUAAAUCUGUCUGGACGACGGACGGUAAAAUAUUAGUUCGUAAUAAAGACGACAAAAUAAUUCGAAUUCAUCACAUGGAUGAUUUUGAAAAAUUUAAUUUGGUCUAA